Molecule: messenger RNA, 11676 nt
Organism: Artibeus jamaicensis (Jamaican fruit-eating bat)
Lineage: Eukaryota; Metazoa; Chordata; Mammalia; Chiroptera; Phyllostomidae
Gene: TULP4
Product: TUB like protein 4
Exons: 16
Coding region: 2369-6997 (1542 amino acids)
Molecular function (GO): protein binding
Source: RefSeq, a predicted model, not a curated record
CGGGGGGAGGCGGCGGCAGCGGCGGCGGCGCGGGGCUGCAGCAGACGGAGAGGCGGAGAGGCGCGAGCUCGGAGCCGCCGCACGGCCCCCAGAGGCCGCCCUGUCUCCCUCCGUCCCCUUCCUGCCGCCCACCUCCGUGAUGCCCGGCGUGAACGGGGCGCCGGCACAGCGGCACAGCGGCCGGGUCACCUGUCGUGGCAGCUGCCUGGAAAUACUGGCGCUCCUGCUGCCUGGUCUGGCAAAUCACGGGGAUUCCGCCCAGAGAAGCAGCCCUUCCUCUCUUUCCCCUGCGAUACACAGCAAAGUGCAUGGUGCUGGGUCUGAAGUUGGACCCGCUUGGGCAACUAGCAGCAAGAGGAGUCUAUUUUGCCCCGUCCGAGCACUGCAAGGGUGGAAAGAUUUGUAGGACUCCAGGGCCUUCAAGCUGUGAUUAAUCAGAUGGUUCCUGAAACGACUGGGAAAGCAGACGCUUUGUGCACCAGUUGAAGAGUGUGUCUCUGUGUAUAUUCAAAACCUCUCUAUGCACACACACUUACUCAAGAAGACAGGCUCAUUCUGGUGCACACCUGAAGCAUUUUACAACUAAUGAAAAUUAAUUUAAGAAUCAGAUGGAGCAACUUGACACCACUGGGCUCAGGAGCCCAGGGAGAAAAAUACAUCACUAAUGGCCAAUUUUCCAUGUGGUCUUCACGGGUAAAGAAAGUUUGCAAAAAGAAGAAAAAAAAAACUUGCACAGAUCAAGCCUCAAAAAUACCUCUCCAGUUUAAAGAAGGAGCUAAGUGAGACGGUGACUGAGGGAGCAGUGCGAUUUCACACAUUGCAGGUGGGAUCAGGCCGCAGUUUCUGCACUUCAGUUUUCAGUGGAUCUGGUGAUUUGGACAGACUUCCCAGUUCUGGACUGACAGGCAACUCUUACUGUAAGAAUGUGCCUGGACGAUAGCCGGUUCAGGUUGGAUGGGACAGGCUAGAACAGUGAACCGGUUCCUUUGCCCUUUUCAGUUGACCGUGUUCAAGAAAUUUUAAUUUAUUAUUUCCCUUUCUUUUUAUGUGUAGGAUAAUAUCUUAGGUAGCAGUUGAAACCAAUAAUUACAAAAUAUCAAGGAACAUCCAGGCAAAGCUUCUCUUCCUUGUUCUGUCCGUGUGGACUUCAGAAACAUUCUCUGAGUGUGAACAGGAAAGGGCCCAUCAGCAAAACGUGGGGAAGAACCCAACCCAUGCUUGUGUUUUUGUUUUAAGGAACUCUCUUUUCUGUUGAGUCCAAGAAGACUUGCAUAUAUAUGGGGAGGAUUACUUGGUGGACUUAAUUCUGAGUUUAGUUUUUAUUUCCUUCAAGAUGAAAAAACUGUGUGAUUUUUAGAAGCAGAAAGGGGAGACGGUAGACUAGGGAAGGGAGGAAGGAGACGGGCAAAAUCCUGCAGCGAGGCUUCGCUUUGUCUGCAAGGGGGUCAAGCUUCACCUGAGGCAAACGCUUGACGCUUGGACCGUUUUCAGGGCUUUGGAACGUUCUGGCUCUGCGGAGUGAAGGGCCCUUCCCUCUACACCUCCAUGGCACUGAGGGCUGGGUGGCCCUGCAGAGGGGUGGUCAGACAGAGCCCAGUAAUGCCUGGGACGCGGUAACCUGCCAGGAGGCCUGGCUGGGCUCCAAGGUGGGACAUCUUCGGUUCUGAAGAGUGGGAAAGUCAUCUUCUCUUCCUAAGCGUGGAUUGCUGUCUGCACAAACUCUGGUUGUUUUGCACGGUUUGUGUGCCUUUUUCCCCCUUUAUGCAAUCUUUUUCAGCUUUAGCAGCAGAAAUUUGUCUAGUCGAGAAAGCAUGCCAGAGGAUGGCUUCAGAAAGAGGAUGAUCCCAUGUUCUGUCUCUAACUUUUGAACUCUUGAAGAGAAAAUUCCAGCUCGAGGGAUUCUUAAAGCCUUAAGUUACUUGAAAUCUAUGUAUUUGCAACCCUUGGUCUCUGGAAUCACUUUACACUAAACUGGAAUCUCAGGCUGAAUGAGAAUAACUAAGUCGAGUAAAAAGGAGAAAACUCGGUUUCUUGAUCACCACAUAUUAAUGAUGCUCUUUUUCCAGAGGGUCAGCCCACUGUUCCUCUAAGGACUUGAAAAUAAGAGGGGACUCCACAUUUUUUUAAGCAUAACCUUUUCUUACCAGACUGCCAUCAUGUUUUAUAGAGGAAUUUUUCACUAUGCAUUUGGUGGAUCUUUAUAAAAUACUGACCUUCUAAUUAGAUCCAGGUCAAUCUUAAUUAAAGGGGGUCAGGGAAAACAAGGCAAGCAAACCACAAAAACAGAAUAAAUCAAUGAGAGGAAUUGGUUUAAAUUUUUUUGGCAUUCAGCAUUACUUUUUAAGUAAAAUAGUUCACUGAAAAAAGUAUGUAUGCAGCGGUGGAACAGGGGCCAGUCCUUUGCAGCGACUCUAAUAUCCUCUGCCUGUCCUGGAAGGGGCGAGUCCCCAAGAGCGAGAAGGAAAAACCUGUGUGCAGGAGACGCUACUACGAGGAGGGCUGGCUGGCCACGGGGAAUGGCCGGGGCGUCGUGGGCGUGACCUUCACCUCGAGCCACUGCCGCCGGGACAGGAACACUCCACAGAGAAUUAACUUCAACCUGCGGGGCCACAACAGCGAGGUUGUGCUGGUGAGGUGGAAUGAGCCAUACCAGAAGCUGGCCACGUGUGAUGCAGACGGAGGGAUAUUUGUGUGGAUUCAGUAUGAAGGAAGGUGGUCUGUGGAACUGGUCAAUGACCGAGGGGCUCAGGUGAGUGAUUUCACUUGGAGCCAUGAUGGGACUCAAGCGCUUAUUUCAUAUCGAGAUGGAUUUGUCCUGGUUGGUUCUGUCAGUGGACAAAGACACUGGUCAUCUGAGAUCAACUUGGAAAGUCAAAUCACAUGUGGCAUAUGGACUCCUGAUGACCAACAGGUGCUUUUUGGUACAGCCGAUGGGCAGGUGAUCGUCAUGGACUGCCACGGAAGGAUGCUUGCCCAUGUCCUCCUACACGAGUCUGAUGGCAUCCUGAGCAUGUCUUGGAACUACCCUGCCUUCCUGGUGGAGGACAGCAGCGAGAGCGACACGGAUUCCGAUGACUACUCCCCUCCCCAAGAUGGUCCAGCAGCCUAUCCAAUCCCGGUGCAGAACAUCAAACCUCUGCUCACUGUCAGCUUCACCUCGGGGGACAUCAGUUUAAUGAACAACUAUGAUGACUUGUCUCCUACUGUCAUCCGCUCAGGACUGAAAGAGGUGGUGGCCCAGUGGUGCACGCAGGGAGACCUCCUGGCAGUCGCUGGUAUGGAAUGGCAAACCCAGCUCGGUGACCUUCCCAACGGCCCUCUCCUAAAGAACGCCAUGGUCAAGUUCUACAAUGUUCGUGGGGAGCACAUCUUCACACUGGACACUCUAGUGCAACGCCCCAUUAUCUCCAUCUGUUGGGGCCACCGGGACUCCAGGCUGCUGAUGGCAUCAGGACCGGCCCUGUACGUGGUACGGGUAGAGCACCGGGUGUCCAGCCUGCAGCUGUUGUGCCAGCAGGCCAUUGCCAGUGCCCUGCGAGAAGACAAAGACGUCAGCAAGUUGGCUCUGCCCCCCCGCCUCUGCUCCUACCUCUCCACUGCCUUCAUCCCCACCAUCAAGCCCCCCAUUCCAGACCCCAACAACAUGCGAGACUUUGUCAGCUACCCUUCAGCUGGCAACGAGCGUCUGCACUGCACCAUGAAGCGCACGGAGGACGACCCAGAGGUGGGCGGCCCAUGCUACACCCUCUACCUGGAGUACCUGGGUGGGCUUGUGCCCAUCCUCAAGGGGCGGCGCAUCAGCAAGCUGCGGCCAGAGUUUGUCAUCAUGGACCCCCGGACGGAUAGCAAAUCAGAUGAACUCUAUGGGAACAGCCUGAUGUCUACCGUGGUCGACAGCUGCAACUGCUCGGACUCCAGCGAUAUUGAACUGAGCGAUGACUGGGCUGCCAAGAAAUCUCCCAAAAUCUCCCAAGCAAGCAAGUCACCCAAACUCCCACGGAUCAACAUCGAGGCUCGGAAGUCUCCCAAGCUGUCCCGGGCUGCUCAGGAGAUGUCCAGGUCCCCACGGUUGCCCAUUCGGAAGCCCUCUGUGAGCUCACCGAGCCUGACACGAAGAGAGUUUCCCUUCGAGGACAUCACUCAGCACAACUAUCUUGCUCAGGUUACGUCUAAUAUCUGGGGAACCAAAUUUAAGAUCGUGGGCUUGGCUCCUUUCCUGCCGACCAACCUUGGUGCAGUGAUCUACAAAACCAGCCUCCUGCACCUACAGCCACGGCAGAUGACCAUUUAUCUCCCAGAGGUUCGGAAGGUUUCCAUGGACUACGUGAACUUACCUGUUUUCAACCCGAAUGUGUUCAGCGAAGAUGAAGACGACUUACCAGUGACAGGAGCAUCUGGCGUGCCUGAGAACAACCCACCCUGUACCGUGAACAUCCCUAUCGCACCCAUCCACAGCUCCGCACAGGCUAUGUCCCCCACGCAGAGCAUCGGCCUGGUUCAGUCCUUGCUGGCCAAUCAAAACGUGCAGCUGGACGUCCUGACCAAUCAGACCACCACCGUGGGUGCAGCUGAGCACACGAGUGAGAAUGCCAGCCAGUACCCAGUCUCCAACCGCUACUCUAGCCCUGGACAGGUGAUCUUUGGUGGAGUGGAGAUGGGCCGAAUGGUGCCAAGCACCCCGCAGCUGUCCCUGCCGCCACCCAUGCAGGGGGCAGUUUCGCUGUCAGUGGUGGAGCUGGGAGACCGUGAGCAUGAGCACCUGCAGAAGCCAGCCAAGAUGCUGCGGCCCACGCAGCUGACUGCCGAGGGGGAUGCCGUGGUAUUCGGUGCUCCCCAGGAGAUCCAGGUGGCCAAGUUGAACCCCCCACCUCCCUACCCAGGAACCAUCCCUGCUGCCCCCACCACUGCAGCGCCACCACCCCCGCAGCCCCCUGUGGACGUUUGCUUAAAGAAGGGCGACUUCUCACUGUACCCCACCGCGGUGCAUUACCAGCCGCCCUUGGGCUACGAGAGGAUCACCACCUUCGACAGCAGUGGCAAUGUGGAGGAGGUAUGCCGGCCCCGCACACGGAUGCUGUGCUCGAAGAAUACCUACACACUCCCUGGACCUGGCAGCUCAGCCACCUUGAGGCUCACCGCCACAGAGAAGAAGGUGCCCCAGCCCUGCACCAGUGCCACCCUGAACCGUCUGACGGUCCCGCGUUACUCCAUCCCCGCUGGAGACCCACCCCCGUAUCCUGACUUGGCUGGCCCGCUUGUCCCGGGCCGAGUGGCAGCACAGCGGCUGGAUAGCAGCCUCAUCCAUGCCACGCUGCGCAGGAAUAAUCGUGAUGUUGUGCUGAAGGCUGCAGCUCCAGCUGAGCCCCCACGGGCCUUGCCACAGCACCCACCCUUACAGCACCUGGCCAAACCCAAGGGCACAGCGCAGUUCCCCGUGCGAUCCCAGGCCACCCUCUACACCUGUAGCCAGUGCAGUGGUGGGGGUGCAGUGGGGCGGCCUGAGCCAGGCGCAGGGGCUGCACACACAGCCGGCACCUCCCCGCUGGCUUCACAGUCCCAGUCGUCCUACAGCCUCCUGAGCCCACCCGAUGGCACCCGCGAGCGCACUGACUAUGUCAACUCAGCCUUCACUGAGGACGAGGUGCUAGCCCAGCACUCACCAGUGGAGAAGCCCCUGAGGCACCCUGUGCUGCCUGAAGCCACUGUGGCUAUGAAACGGCCACCCCCUUACCAUUGGGAUGCUGUGCUGGGGGAAGACAUUUGGGUGCCUCAGGAAAGGACAGGACAAUCUGGAGUGUCCAACUCACUGAAACUGUCCCCUCUGGUGGUAGGUCAGAGCCAGCACCUGGAUGUGUCCCGAGUGCCCUUUGUCUCCCCUAAGUCUCCCACCAGCCCUACUGCCACUUUCCAGACAGGCUAUGGGGUGGGAGUGCCAUAUCCUGGAAGCUAUACCAACCCUCCUUUGCCAGGAGUGCAGGCUCCCUGCUCCCCGAAAGGCACCCUGUCUCCCACACGGUUUGCGCAACAGGAGCCCACUCUGGUCCUGCAGCCGGCCUACCCGUCCAGCCUGUCCUACUGCACCUUGCCACCCAUGUAUCCUGGAAGCAGCACUUGCUCAAGUUUACAGCUGCCAUCCAUCGCCUUGCACCCCUGGAAUUCCUACAGCACGUGCCCACCCAUGCAGAAUCCCCAGGGUGCUCUCCCCCCCAAGGCACACUUGCUCGUGGAGAAGCCCCUCGUGUCUCCAACACCCUCUGACCUCCAAAGCCAUUUGGGGGCAGAGGUGAUGGUAGAGACCACAGACAAUUUCCAGGAGGUUCUCUCCCUGACAGAAAGCCCCGUUCCACAGCGGACGGAGAAAUUCGGGAAGAAGAACCGGAAGCGCCUGGAUAGCCGGGCAGAAGAAGGAAACGUCCAGGCCAUCACUGAGGGCAGGAUGAAGAAAGAGGCUCGGACUCUGAGUGACUUUAAUUCCCUGAUCUCCAGCCCCCGCCUGGGAAGAGAGAAGAAGAAAGCGAAGAGUCAGAAAGACCAGCUGAAGUCAAAGAAGUUGAAUAAGACAAACGAGUUCCAGGACAGCUCAGAGAGCGAGCCGGAGCUGUUCAUCAGCGGGGAUGAGCUGAUGAACCAGAGCCAGGGCAGCAAGAAGGGCUGGAAGAGCAAGAGGAGCCUGCGGACGGCCAGCGAGCUGGAGGAGUUCAAGUGCCGGAAAGCCAGCGAGAGGGAGGACGGGCGGCUGGGCAGCCAGGGCUUUGUGUACGUCAUGGCCAACAAGCAGCCUCUCUGGAAUGAAGCUACCCAGGUGUACCAGCUGGACUUCGGGGGGCGUGUGACCCAAGAGUCAGCCAAGAACUUCCAGAUCGAGCUGGAGGGGCGGCAGGUGAUGCAGUUUGGAAGGAUCGACGGCAAUGCGUACAUCCUGGACUUCCAGUACCCCUUCUCAGCUGUGCAGGCCUUCGCGGUCGCCCUGGCCAACGUCACUCAGCGCCUCAAGUGAGGAGACAGCUCACGGUGCAGCGUAAGACAAAGGACCCUUUUUGGAGAGGUUGCGUCCAGAUGCUGGAGGAGCCCACAUGGGGCGCGGGUGCCUGGGGGGCCAGAAGACAAGAGCCAACUGGAAAAGUCUGUCAGGCUCAGGGGAGGGCACUGACCUUUAGUGUUGUCAUUUCUUUGGGCUUUUAUUAUUCCUUAUUGUCUUUCUUUUUCCUUUUUAAUCAAGCAAAACAAUACAGGAGAGUGGUAUAUGGAAGCAAAGGGGCCAGGCACCUGGUGUUUUUUUAGAAAUGUAAUCGCCUGUGGUCACUUCCCACUGGGCUGGCUUCUGCCAGCUCCGGACCGGGGCCCCCAGCAGGAAGACAGGCUGCCUUAUGUAGUCCGCUGUUCUCUCAGAUGCAAGGAGUGUGCAUUCCUUUCAUUCCCCACAACAUCCCUAGUGUAAAAACGAAAAACUUUUUAAAAAACACAACCAAAAAUUCUAAAGGUACAGGUUCUCUUGGGGGCCAGCAUUUAAUUCACACAUAUCAUGUCACUCCCCCAAAGGUGACUUGGUUAAUGAAAGGUAGUUUGGCAAAUGCACUGUUUGACUAGUAAAAGUAGGCUUUUUAUGGGGGUGCCGUUACCGGGUGUGGAUGUGCUCCUGAUGGUGUGGGGGAGGGAAAGGAAGGGACGGUGGGAGAGGACGAAUCCCCGCACGUGUACAAGGGCUACGCUCCUCUCUGGAGGAUGUUUACACUGAAGACUCCACUAGUUUCAUCACACGUCAGAACCCCACAGGUUUGGCACGCCUGUCUGACUGGAGAAGGCAGGACACGGACGGGACGGUCCCAGCGUGGGCGGGGCGGCAGCUUUCUCAGUGAGAGCCACGGUGAGUCACUGGGGGCUGCUUGCUGAGAAGUGGUGUUUAUCUCUUUUCCCUUUUAUCGCUGGAUCUGGAAACGUGACUACAGACAUUGUCCUUCCCAUCAGACCACACUGCCCUACACUUCUAGAAACACUAAUGGUGCCACUUGGGAAGCUGUCUUUCGUGUUCUCAGCUACAUUAAAAUUCAGUUGACCAGAAAGGUUUUCAAGAAAUUAGAAAUGUAAGCAAAAAAUCUUGCGCAUUCGUCACAGUAAACCCCUUCACAGAAGUCCCACUGUCUUCCCUAGGAAGCAGUCGCUUGUUAGCUGUGUGGACUGUUUACUAAGAGGUGAACCACUGGGACAGCAAGGUUAAGGUCACAGUGUUAUGGUAGUUGGCUGACUACUGUUGGUAAAUUGCAAAAAAACCCACUGAGGUUAUCUCGACCCAGGUCACUGUUUUUAGUUGUUCAGUGUGACGUUGUGUAGGGCAGGAGCACAAGAGCUACCCUAAGUUGGGGUUUUGUUUGAAAACAGGAAAAUGGAAAAUACUACAGAAAAUCAUUUCAAAAAAUUCUUCUAAUUCCCUACUUUGACUUUAAAAUAUUUUUUAAUUUUUUAAAAGUAUUUUUUAAGUCCCUGUUUUGGUUUAAAAAUUAGAGGAGAAACUGUUUCACUCUUUUCCCAGAUCAGUCUGCUGUCUAUCACAUUCUCUCUGGCCCACAAAGAACCAAGGAGGAGGAUUCAGUUAGGCUGAGGGCAUCGCCCAGCUGGGGCCAGAGUUCCCAUCUUACAGACCAGAGUAGUGGACCUGGUUCUUGGUGGGUAAAUUCUUCCAAAAAGAAUGUAGUGAUGCAUUCAGAUUUAAAUAAUUCUUUUAUGUGAGUUUUUGUAGUUUGAAAUGAUGUUUCAGUGGUUACUAUUAGUUGUGCAAUAUGAUUAUAGCCUAUUUCUAAAAUAAUUUAAAUGCAAUUCUCUGUUUUACUGUCCAAGAGAAAAUUAUUUAUCUUGCUUUAAUAGUGUUCUUAGGAAUUUCUUUGUUACUAUGUACUGGUGAGUUAUACCCAUGCUAUUAUUUAUUUAGGAAAAUAGUUUGCUUGUAAUGAUUUACUGGGUAGCAGUAUAUUUUGCUGCAAGAGAUAAAGAGGAUACAAUAGGGCCUUUUUUUUUGGUUUGGUUUUUUGUGGGUUUUCUUUUUCUGGACUGUUUAUAACCUUUUCUGAUUGGGAAAAUUUUUUUCUGGGUUUAUUGGGAUUUUUCUGUUUUGCAUUUUGCUUUUUUUAUGGUAUUGAUUAUAUACAAAGAAGAUUUCUGAGAUAAUAUAUCCUAAAAUAUUUUCCCUACUUUUGAGUAUUUUAUUUUUAAUUAAAAAUAAAAGGUGAUAUGAAAUGAGAGACUUAUUAGAAUGAGACUAACAAGAGAAGGAAUUAUUAGUGAUAAGUUUCAGUUUUUAAAAUUCUGAUUGGGCCCUGGCUGGUAUAGCUCGGUUGAUUGAGUGCUGGCCUGUGGACCAAAGGGUCACCAGUUCGAUUCUCAGUCAGGGCACAUGCCUGGGUUGCAGGUCAGGUCCCCAGUAGGGGGUGUGUGAGAGGCAAUCACACACUGAUGUUUCUCCCCCUCUCUUUCUCCUUCCUUUCCCCUCUUUCUAAAAGUAAAUUUAAAAAAUCUUAAAAAAAAAAACAAAAAAUACAUUUAAAAGUUUAAAUAAAUAAAAUUCUGAUUGGUUUUUGAGAUAAAAAGACCAUGAAAGGGUAUACUUUUUGGAACUUACUAAGAACAAAAUUGAGGGAAAUCCUUGGAAUUAGUGCUACUACAAAUACAUGUGAGAAGAAAAUAUGAGUGUUUUUAACAACUAAUUAAUUAAACUUACUAAGUUCUUAGCCCACUGCCCAACAAGCAUUCUCCCCACCCGGAGACAGAGGCCUCCAUCUUGGAUGCUUUGCACACGCGAGUGAGCCUCUGAGUGAGCAGCCGCCCCGAGGAGCAGGUAAUUCCAGAGGUGACGGUGAUGCCUGUGCUUGUUUUACAGGUUGUUUUCAGUCUCAAUUUGUUAAAUAUUAUUAAAGUCAGUACUUUCAGCAGCAGAAUUCUACAUGUUUUAUGUUCAUUAACAGCAAUUUAUGAAUAGUAAGAAACCUCAUUGAAUCCCUACAUUUAAAAAUAGGAGCCCAGUAAACAGUCAACUACAUGAAAACUCCAUGCCUAUUUGAGGGAAGCAGUAUAUUAACAAACAUAAAAAUCAAUUUUAAAUUUGUUUUAACUGUAACUUUAUGAAACCAAAGGAACGGAUUUGAAUACACGCCCUCCACUGACUCUCUGUUCCGGAAAAACCGGUGGGAAGGAAGCAGAGGUCCCGCGGUGCUGCUGGCAGUCCGGUUCAGGGCCGUGCAGGUCAGCGUUCUGCAUCCGAGGCCAUUGUGCCCUGGUCGAGUGUCCCACGAGGACGUGCAGGCAGGUGUACACUGGUCCUGCCGUCAGAGCAGGAAGUCGGCAGACCCAGGAUCAAGCCUGCCCCCUGCAGAGUUGGAGGGCGACCGGGGGCCUCCCUCUGUCCAUCUUAUGAGAGGAAGGGGCAGCCUGGAUGGUUUCUAAACUCCUGUCCAGUUCCUCCCUCCACUGUGCACACUCAGAAGUGUGUUUCAAAACCUGGCCUUCUCCUCGAGAAAUGUUUCUUUUCCUGUGUUAAUGAGCUAUCUACUGAAUGUAAGUCAGGGCAUUAAAAACAGUAUCUUUAGAAGAUUCACCUCCAGAAAGAUGCAUCUGGAAUUGUGUUUGUUUUCAAAAGAUUACACAAAAGCACCAAUUCCAGAGAAGUCAGAGGAGCUGCCCGGAGAGCACAGAGCGGGUUGAGGAAAGACCAGGAGUGCGGGCCGAGGCACCUGGGACACGUGGGCGUGCACUGCGGUGCUGGGCUGCCCUCGAGUGGGGGUCCUGGGAGGGAGCCCUGUGUCCUCGUGCGGCCCGUCUGUCACUUGGCCCAGUCCGCGGUUGUGAACAAAGUUAGUUGAGACAAAUGUGUCAAAAAUGUUGAGUUCUUGAGAUUUUGUACUAGAACACAAUUCAAAACUUCAUCAUUUGUGUAUUUUCUAUCUCCAGCUGAUAAAACUCUGAAGGGUUGUAGCUUAUUUUGAUUUCAUUUCUUUGGCUUUGUGCAGUUUUCUUGUAACUUUACUUGUACCUAUAUUUUCUGUUUACAAGUUAUUUUAAAGGGGAGGGGUAGGGUUCUAAGAUCUCAUUUAUUGUAGAUAAAAUGUUUUCUUUGGUGUUGCAGAAAAGCAUGGGCUGUGCAUUUGACUGGAAAAGGCACUACAUUAUUUACCAAAGGGUGUUGGUUUGGCAUUUGUUUAUGAACGCAUUAUUUUGGCACUGCACAUUUGGACAUAAUUGCUGAGUUUCUCACUACUGCCCAUUUUUUUCUCCUUAGUUUUUUUAACUGUGAGUGCACAGUGCAGGGCGCAGGCCCCAGACCAGCCAGACCACCAGCCCCUUCUCGUCCAGACGCUGGGACGGCGUGCUGCCUGCUCGUGCCGGCUGGUUCCUUUCGGUCCAUCAGUUCGCAUCCCUCCCUGUUUUACUUUCCAAGCAAGAUCUGUUGAGGUGCCCAGUUGCUUUCUAAUGAGCUCACCCCAAAUUGCCUCUCUUCUUAUGUAUUUUGUGUGUUAGACUGUGAGGGAGAUGUUCUAGAAGGCAUUCAUGGUUUGCAUUUAACAUGGUGCGGUUUGUCCAAGUUCUUUUCUGUCUUUAUUAUUGAAAUGGAUUAAUCUUUUUUUCUUGAUGAUUUGAAAUUGUAAGAAUUGUCCAGCUAUUGCUUAAUAAAAUUUUGCAGAUCAAAAAAAA